AUGUGCAUGCAGAAAGACAAAGUCUGGUUAGAGUGCAAUCACCGCGCCUUUUUUCGCUUCGAGCCCUGCGCCAGGCUCGGCCACGGCUGCUUCGGUGCCGGCGGCGACCACGACGAGGUGCACGUGCAAGAUAUCUGCGCAGACUGCAAGAGAAAAGACCCCAACCCUGCCGCCCGCGAGGCCGAGAGGGUGAGGAGGGAGAUGGAGCUGCGCGCUAGGAGGGCGGAGGAAGAGCGUGUUGCGCAGAUCAAAAGGCUUCAGAUUGAGGCUAGGAGGAGGGCAGAGGAUGCGAAGAGAAAGCAGGAGGAGGAAGCGCUCAAGUCGGCGAGGAGAAGGGAGAGGGAAAGGCGGCAGUUGGAGAAGCAGGUUGAUGAUAGGGCUGCGAAAGCUCUGGAGAGUCAUAAACGGAAACAUGAAGGGGGGGAGGAGGAUGAACCGAAGGCUAAGCGACAGAGAGGGAGGGGUGGCGGUGGAUGA
Messenger RNA from Podospora pseudocomata, 477 nucleotides. RefSeq lists its product as uncharacterized. The record is from RefSeq and is a predicted model, not a curated record. Bases 1 to 477 code for a protein of 158 amino acids. Lineage: Eukaryota; Fungi; Ascomycota; Sordariomycetes; Sordariales; Podosporaceae. The transcript has a single exon.